UAUGUAUGCGGAAGAGAAGGCGGUAGUGAGUUCCAUGUGGACAUUAUGGAGCGUUGCCUUUCUACACAGAGUUGCCAACUAUUUGAACUGAGUUUAGGAAACCCUCUUUUGUUUGGCCUUUCACUGAAUAUUGGCAAUGUGAAGGAAGAAUUCCCUGAAGAUGUGAUCAGAAAAUCCACAGAGGAACCUGAAAAUAAUAGAGAUGUCAGUAUCUUGGAGGUUUCAGACUGCAUGCGCUGCUCCUCUUGCCAGUGCAUAUUUGACAGCAGAGAAGAUCAGAAGGAGCAUUACACUUUAGACUGGCAUCGGUUUAACUUAAAGCGCAGGAUUAAAGGAGCUUCUUUACUAAGUGCAGAAGAUUUUCAGGACAAAACAAAUUCAGGAGAUCUUUCUAGCAUAUCUGGCUCUGAUUCAGAGAGCUCUGAUGAUGGAGAAUUAGACUCUUCUAAUUUGUCUAGUGCUGACUUGGCUUCCAUACCUAUUUCUGAUCAGUCGAUUCGCUCACAACGAGUACUUUUCAGAAACAACCAGGGGUAUCUGCUAUCUGUGUAUCGCUGUGUGUUAGCAGAAUCUAAGAACACAGAUAUAAAACCAGAGCACCUUUUAAAAUGCAUAAAUACCAUGCAGGAGCAGCCAAUCACAAUCAUUCUUAUGGCUGGUGGGGGGCAUUUUGCUGGAGCUGUCUUCAGAGGGAAAGAGGUGCUGAUGCAUAAGACCUUCCAUAGAUACACUGUUCGAGCUAAAAGAGGAACUUCACAGUCAGUACAUGAUGCUCAAAACCGUAGUCAUAUGCCAAAGUCAGCUGGGGCUGCUUUAAGACGAUAUAACCAAGCUGCACUGAUCAUGGACAUCAAUCAGUUAUUGCAAAGUUGGGCAGAGCAUAUAAAUGAGGCGUGGGGGAUUUUCCUGAGGGCUCCUCGUUCUGAUCGGACUCUCUUUCUUGGGCGCAACUCCCCUAUUUCAAAGAAUGAUUCUAGGGUCCAUGGAAUCCCCUUUAUUACUCGAAGAGCAACAUUUAGAGAGGUGCAACGUGUGCAUACAAAACUCUUCACACUACAGGUGUAUGAAAAAGAUGUGCCACUAUCACAAGUUAUAGGAGGUCGAAUGAGACCAGCCAAACCAAAAAGAACUGUUAAAAAAGAACCCUGUGAUGAAAUAGAAGACAGUACUAAUUUUUCUGAAGAGGAGAAUGAGGAUUCUGUACCAGAAGAAUUAACAACUGAAGAGUUGACACUAUCUACACUCGACCUAAGAGAGUAUGAGAUGCAGCCCAAAAGGAAACGAACAAAGAAAAAGAAAAAAAGUAAAAACGUAUUGGGAUCAGAAUCUGCUCCUGAUCAGGCCACAUUAGAAGUGCAAACUAGUUGUAAAGUUAUUUCUGACCAACAUGUAAAUGAGGAAUUGGAACUAGAAACUUCUGAACAUCCUUCAGUGUCCUCGGGGGAAGGUGAUGAACUUUCCAGGAUUCGGAAUAUCUUGUUCACUUGUUGCAAGACAGGGGAUUCAGAAACUGCUAAGCAAAUCCUGUGGAAUAUUUUCCCCAACUCUGUUCCACAUCCCUAUUUAGCAGAAUCUUGUGCUGCAGUCCAACCGCUCAGACUUGUGAAUGAACGUCUCCCUAUAGAUCAGCGCACCCUUCUACAUGUGACGGCAUCUGCGGGACAUGGGGAGGUGGCCUGUUUACUAAUGGAUGCUGGCUGGGAUCCUGCACUUAGGGACUCGGCCGCAAACACUCCUUACUCUCUGUGUCCAGAUAAAGUUACUAGGAACUGGUUUCGCAAUUAUCGUGAAGAACAUCCUGAGAGAUAUAACUACAGUAAAUCCCAGAUCCCUGAGCCUGUGUCUGUGGAGGCAGAGAAUCGAAGGGCUGAAAAGAAGCGGGCCCAGAAAGCGCAGAGGAAACAAAGGGAAAAAGAGGAAAAAGAACAGCGCUUACAAAAAGAAAAAGAAGAAGCUGAAAAGAAAAGGUUUGCAGCUCUGAGUGACCGUGAGAAGAGAGCUGUUGCUGCAGAGCGCAGACUAGCUGCUCAGCGGGACCACAUCAUAGAGAUGGAAGGCAAUGUCAGGAUCACCGUAGGACCAAUGCUGCAAAAUCUUAAUAACAAAUGGAGCUAUGUGUGGAAUCUAACCUUAAGUAGAGGUGUAUACACUUGGUUUGGACAAAGGUUUGUUAGCAGUUCCAUAACAUCCAUGUGUAGAAGAUUUACUUAUUGGACAAUAUAACAAAUUGUUGCUCAUUUCCUCGUUCUAUAUCAUCUGAUAAAAGAGCCAGCUCUGCAGACACCUUGAGGAUCCACAAUUUUAAAAAUGAGUGCUGUGUAUUUUUAAUCUCUUAUGUUUCACAACCUAAAAUUAGUUUGAAGCAAUACUAAGCAAUUAUAACCUUGUACAUUAAUAGUGUGUGGUCAUUAAAGCACUGUUUUCAUUA
Molecule: messenger RNA, 2428 nt
Organism: Bombina bombina (fire-bellied toad)
Lineage: Eukaryota; Metazoa; Chordata; Amphibia; Anura; Bombinatoridae
Gene: ANKZF1
Product: ankyrin repeat and zinc finger peptidyl tRNA hydrolase 1
Exons: 16
Coding region: 46-2223 (725 amino acids)
Molecular function (GO): protein binding
Source: RefSeq, a predicted model, not a curated record